This is a messenger RNA of Aspergillus neoniger CBS 115656, 1473 nucleotides long. RefSeq lists its product as uncharacterized. The record is from RefSeq and is a predicted model, not a curated record. The transcript has 6 exons. Lineage: Eukaryota; Fungi; Ascomycota; Eurotiomycetes; Eurotiales; Aspergillaceae. The coding region runs from base 258 to 1382 and encodes 374 amino acids.
UCAUGGUUCAAUGAUGAAUCAUCGAACUCCGUGUAUCCAUGGAAGGCAAUGCUCGCAUAGAACCCCCCAAUCAAUGAAUGGUUCCAUUCGCCAAUCAGAGAUUCUGCAAUGCUCCAGGAGAUACAAACCCAUGGUUCCAGGAUCUUGGGAUAAUCUAGGGGCGAGAUAUCGAUUUUCACUACCGCCCUGCUCUUGGUUUUCUUUUAUGACCUCAAGCCCUUCCGUGACCGUCCAAGGCAGCCCAAAACUCGCCGUCCAUGACGGUCAACCGCAAUGCCGCCGUCCGCGCUGUGGCCGCAGUAUUCUUGGCUGUGACUUCGAUCACGGUCCUCCUCCGUUGCUAUGUCCGUUCAAGGCUGGUAAAGGCCUUUGGAUGGGAUGAUGGCCUCAUGGUGCUAGCCAUGGCCGUCUAUGCCAUGUUCUGUGGCGCCAUGAUCGGAGGCAGUCUAUACGGCACGGGAAAACAUUUCGCUGACUUAACGGCAAGCCACCGAGUUACUGCAAUGGAGUACUGGUGGCUCUGCGAGAUCGCAUACUGCUUCUGUUCCAUUUUUUGCAAAUGUUCAAUAUGUAUCUUUCUCACUCGUAUCACCAUCAAGCGGCCGCACCUCGCAUUUCUCUACAUCAUCAUGACUUGCACCGUCCUCAUGGGGCUUGUGCUCAUGUUUUCCCUCUUGCUGCAAUGUCGUCCUAUCUCUUAUUUCUGGACCAGGGUCGCCUUUGAUCCCACUGUGGAGGGGACGUGUGUGAAGACCGAGUUAGUUAUUGCCCUGACCUGGGCAUACAGCGCAGUUGCUGCAUGCUGUGAUCUAGCGGUUGGGAUUGUUCCAUACUUCAUUAUUCGGAAGUUGAAUAUGCCGUGGCGGAGAAAAGUGGCUGCGAUCGGUAUCAGCAGCAUCGCUUGCAUUGCCUGCUGUGCCGUCAUUGUUCGCAUUCCUUAUGUGCCCACAUUUGCCGAUCCGGACUUCCUUUACGCGACUUAUGAGGUGGCCGUUUGGUCUAAUGUCGAGGUUGGCCUGGGAAUCUUUGCGGGUAGUAUGGCCACUCUAUAUCCGUUACUCAAGCAUCUGCGGACAUUUUUCACCAAACCUGGAAUGACGCGGUUGAGCUCACGCAGCUCGUCGGGGCCGGGGCCCACAGCUCCCAAGGCCGACUUUGUUUCUGUCUCUUCCUACCCAUCAGCGCCCGUGACCUUAUUUCGCCCGGGGAAUGUCGUGAACACGACCACCACCAUCCAAGGGGACGGGGCAGGCGUAGCCCACCCUGAUUCCUGUUCACCCAGAGCCAGCCGUGACACUGGGAGGCGUACAAAUGACAUUCUGAUCCAACAGACUUUUAAUCUGGAUACCGGGUGGCAAUCUAGGAAUAGCAGUGUGGUGUGAUAGAUCCUAGUUUCAUCUGGGUUGACAAUGUGUACUUUUAUCAGCUAAGAUGAUAUGACCAAUUAGCUUAAUUGGCCGAGUUCCAGGGCCG